This is a messenger RNA of Archocentrus centrarchus (flier cichlid), 2732 nucleotides long. RefSeq names its product RAB40c, member RAS oncogene family (gene rab40c). Gene Ontology annotation, molecular function: GTP binding; GTPase activity. The record is from RefSeq and is a predicted model, not a curated record. NCBI's taxonomy places the organism in Eukaryota, Metazoa, Chordata, Actinopteri, Cichliformes, Cichlidae. The coding region runs from base 13 to 852 and encodes 279 amino acids. The transcript has 6 exons. Gene Ontology annotation, biological process: intracellular signal transduction.
AUGUGAGACAGGAUGGGCAGCCAGGGCAGCCCCGUGAAAAGCUACGACUACCUGCUGAAGUUCCUCCUGGUGGGAGACAGCGACGUGGGCAAAGGCGAGAUCCUGGACAGCCUGCAGGAUGGAUCUGCAGAGUCCCCUUACGCUUACAGUAGUGGUAUUGACUACAAAACCACCACUAUUCUUUUGGACGGCAGGAGAGUAAAGCUGGAGCUGUGGGACACCUCAGGACAGGGGAGGUUCUGCACCAUCUUUCGCUCGUACUCCCGUGGGGCUCAGGGGAUCCUGCUGGUGUACGAUAUCACAAACAGGUGGUCCUUUGACGGCAUCGACAGGUGGAUCAGGGAGAUCGAUGAGCAUGCCCCGGGCGUGCCUCGGAUCCUCGUAGGUAACCGUCUGCAUCUGGCAUUCAAGCGGCAAGUUCCCACUGAGCAGGCGAGGGCGUACGCCGAGAAGAACGGCAUGACCUUCUUUGAAGUGAGCCCCCUGUGUAACUUCAACGUCAUCGAGUCCUUCACGGAGCUGUCGCGCAUCGUCCUCAUGAGGCACGGCAUGGAGAAGUUCUGGAGGCCCAACAGAGUCUUCAGCCUGCAGGACCUCUGCUGCAGAGCCAUUGUGUCGUGCACGCCGGUCCACCUCAUCGAUAAGCUCCCGCUGCCUGUCGCAAUCAAGUCCCAUCUCAAGUCCUUCUCCAUGGCCAACGGCAUGAACGCCGUCAUGAUGCACGGGCGCUCCUACUCGCUGGCCAACCCGGCCGGCGGGUCCAAGGGCAACAGCCUGAAGCGCUCCAAGUCUAUCCGUCCGCCACAGAGCCCACCACAGAACUGCACCCGCAGCAACUGUAAGAUCUCCUAACAUGUGCUGCACCCCAGAUUACGGUUUGGAGACGGCGUGGGAUCAGGAGACAGAUGUGCAGGCAGGGUGGUGUUAGCUGGAGGAAAUCCCUGAACCCGAAGAGCAGGAAUGAUGGAUAAAGGGAUGAGUGAGCGGCUACCGCCCCACUACAUGAGGUCAUGUUUAAAGUGUUUAAUGUUCUUUCCAGGUGAAAUGGGGGAGGGGGGUUCGAUUGGUGCCUCAGGAAAUUUAGAGAGUGACUAUGAACUUUUUGACCUUAUUUACACUAAAACAGGAGAGAAAAGACUCCAGAAACUCUCCUCCCUGCUGGAGCUUCAACUACAUGAACAGAAAGCCCUCACCAGUGCAGAUUUAGUUACUCUACAUGAUGCACGCCGCUCUGUGUCUGUGCAUCACCUCAGCCUCUAUCCUUCUCUCUCACAUCUUUCCUUGUUUAUAACCCUUCCUGUUUUCUGGCCACACCGCCAUUAUUAUUUUAUUUUAUGCCCAAUAAGCUAACGAUCAAAACACUAGAAAUGAUCAAUCGCUCCUUUAUCAGUACUGUUGUUUUAUGGUGAUUUUAUAUCAUAAAUCCACAGAGGUGUAGAAGUUCCCACCCCCAAAAAACCUGAAGGACGCGGCCUGAGCCGAGUCCAGACUUGUUAGUGUGCCUUGAGCCCAAGUGAACAAGCAUGCAGCAGAUAGCUCGCUAAAAGCACCACAGUAACCAUGAAGAUCCACAGAGUUUAUUAUUUACAGCUUUCAGUCCCUUCAUCCUUUAAUGAACUUAAAAUGCAGCCAAAUGCAGACCAGACACGAAUAAGGGAUCAUAUUGAGGAAACCCCCUUAUUUUAAGCAGGCUUUUUAUAAUUUUUUUUAAGGAAAAUGUGGUUGUUAUUUAAUAUUUCAUGUUAGCAGUCAGCAAAUCAAAUGUACAAAUCCAAAGUAAGAGUUUUUCAGAGAAGGUGGAAAUUUGCUGGGGACUAUUUUCAGUGGAGGAUUGAUCCACAUUUGGUGUUGUAGUGAGGAGUUUGGUUGUGUGUCAGUGGUGCUUCUUUUCUUCCUCCUCCUCCUCUCUUUGGGACUCUUCGUCAUGCUUUUCACAACUCACCUAUCAUAUCACACCUUUCCAGCAUCACCACCUGCUUUUCUCAGAUCAUGCCACUGAUCUGGACUCCACCCAAACUCCAUGCUCAUGUUAGUAACAGAUCAUUGAGGGACGCUGAGUUUGUCCUUUAAUCCGUGUGUUGGUCAACAGAAAACAUCAGCGUACAGCAGCUGUAGCAUAUUUAAUGAAGCCGUGCAGAAGUUUGCUUUCAUACUUUGAAUAUUUUCAGUUAGCUGAUCUUGAAGCACAUAAGGGUGGGUUAAGAACAUUAAACUGCUGCAGUUUAUUGAAGCUGUGAUAUAUCCGAGUUUGUUACAGGAAGAAAUUGUGACACUUGGAGUGGGUGUAAGGCUGAUUUGGUUGCAGUUUUUGACAGAGCUUAAAUGUGUUUUUCAGCCUUGCAACGAGUGUCAGUUAAUCACUGAUUAAUAAAACCUCCAUCAGCCUGAACUCCGCUGGCUUUGCUGGAAUUGUGAGCCUUCCAGCAGUCAGUGAGUUUCUGUCAUGUCUGUCUGCCACCGUGAAGCUGAAGCUGUUGUCAAACUGCUGUUCCUGUGCAGCGACAUCAUUCUGGUUGCUAAUUGGUGAUUUUGGUGGCCGGGGGCGGGAUAACUGCCAUCUAUGGCGUUUCUGCUUUCUCCCAUUCAGGCUUCUGUUAGUGCCGCGCCCGAGCACAUCUCCGAAGAAUGAAAAACUUUUGGGUGGAGUUUAACCCCCCCGAGUCCCAAAUUUUAACCCACUGAACUUCUGCUGUAAGUCGGGGGCAACCCCCCCCCCCCCCCCCCCCCCCCCC